Amphiprion ocellaris (clown anemonefish) is the source of this 12215-nucleotide messenger RNA. RefSeq names its product CLIP-associating protein 1-A-like. The record is from RefSeq and is a predicted model, not a curated record. The transcript has 35 exons. The coding region runs from base 3497 to 7510 and encodes 1337 amino acids. Gene Ontology annotation, molecular function: kinetochore binding; microtubule binding. Lineage: Eukaryota; Metazoa; Chordata; Actinopteri; Pomacentridae. Gene Ontology annotation, biological process: mitotic spindle assembly. Gene Ontology annotation, cellular component: mitotic spindle; microtubule organizing center; cytoplasmic microtubule.
UAUUUUCUAGAUUAACUGAUUAGAAAACAUCAAAAAACCCUACAACUCCCCCCAAAAGACACAAAUUUACCAAAAAAGAAACAAACAUCUCACAAAAAGAUGCUAAAUCAUCACAGAAACACACUAAAUUACACAAAUGACACAAAAACCCUACAAAAACACACAAAAUUUCCACAAAACACACUAAAAUUCCCAAAAAGAGACAAAAACCUGACAAAAAGAUGCAAAAUCACCACAGAAUCACACUACAGAGCAAAAAAGACACAAAGCCCUAUAAAAACACACAAAAUUUCCACAAAACUCACUAAAUUACCUGAAAAAGAAAUUAAAGCCUUACAGCAAGAUGCAAAAUCACCUCAAAAAGACACAAAAACCCUCCAACAAUACCCAAAUUCCCACAGAACACACUAAAAUACCAAUAAAAGAAGCAGAAACCUUACAAAAAGAUGUAAAAUUACCACAAAAACCCUACAACUCCACCACAGAAAGACAUAAAAUUAUCAAAAAAGACACAAAAAACGUACAAAAAGAUACAAAAUCACCACAGAAACACAUUAAAUAACAAAAAAGACAUAAAAACCCUAAAAAAAACACUAAAAUACCAAAAAAAAAAACCCAACCGUACAGAGAUACAAACUCCCGUCAAAAAGACAAAAACUCCAGUGAAAAAUGUCAGUUAAAAUACUGAAUACUUGUUUGUGACCAGAACAGGAUUCGUUCCAGUUUGUGUCAUUGUAAACAUCAUCAGGGUGGAUAUUUGUUCUAUUUUUGACAUUUUAAACAGGAAACAGGGGAUUUUCUGACCUGAGUUCAGUCCUGGUUGUUGUCUUUAUGAUGAUUAUCUUUGAGAACUCAUCAGUCCAAAGGUUUGUUCAGUUGAAGGUUAUAUGUUGGAUGUUUACUUUCCAGAUGUAGAUUGUUACGAUGAUUAUCUUUGAGAACUCUUCUAUCUAAAGAUUUGUUCAGUUCAAGGUUGUAUGUUGGAUUGUUACAGAUCUUGGAGCGUCUUUGUGGACUUAGAUGUUAGAUUUGUGUAAAUAAUCAGUUGUUUUAGUGCAAAGUCUUUAUUUUAACCAGUUCAUGACCUUCUUCUUCCUGUUUUCUCUGAAUGUUUACCUUUGAAACAGGAAAGAGGAAGUAGAAUUAGAGUCCAGAUAAAACUAAAAGCAGAGUGACACUGCCCUCUGCUGGUCAAACACUGGAACUGUUCUGUUGUUGUCUACAUCUUUCUGUGCUCAUUUACUGCCUUUCUGAGGUUUUUGUGUCCUUUCAUAAGGUUUUUCUUUCUUUUUUGGUAAUUUAGUGUGUUUUCUGAGGAUUUUAUGUCUAUUUGUGAGGUUUUUGUGUCUUUUUUGGCAAUUUUUUGUCUUUUUGUGGGGGAGUUGUAGGUUUUUUGUGUUUUUGUGGCGAUUUUGCAUCUUCUUGUAAGGUCUUGUUUUUUGGUAACUUAGUGUGUUUUUGUGUCUUUUUGUAAGGUUUUUGAGUCUUUUUGUGAGGCAUUUGUGUCUUUUUAACAUGAUUUUGUAUCUUUUUGUGAAGUUUUUGUGUAUUUUUGGGCAGUUUUAUGUCCUUUUGUGGCGGAGUUCAAGGGUUUUUUUGUCUUUCUGAGAUGAUUUUGUAUCUUUUUGUGAGGUUUUUUGUUGCUUUCUUUGGCAUUUAGUGUGUUUUGUGGAAAUUUAAUGUCUUGUUGCAUCUUUUUUUGUAACUUAGUGUGUUUCUGUGGUGAUUUGUGUGUUUUUGUAAGGUUUUUGUGUCUUUUUGUGAGGUAUUUAUGUCUUUUUGACAUGAUGUAUCUUUAUGUUUGUGAGAUUUUUGUGUUUUUUGGGUCAUUUUAUGUGUUUUUAUGGCAGAGUUGUAGGGUUUUUGUGUAUUUUGUGGUGGUUUUGCAUUGUCUUGUAUGGUUUUUGUUCCUUUUUUUGGUAACUGUGUGUGUUUUGUGAGAAUUUUGUGAGGUUGUUGAGUCUUUUGUGUAGUUUUCCAUCUUUUUGUGGUGAUUUUGCACCUUUAUAAAGUUCAUACAGAUUUUUUUAUGUUUUAUUUUGUUUUUGUGUCUUUUUGUGGUGAUUUUGCAUCUUCUUGUAAAGUUUUUGUUUGUUUUUGUUCGUAAUUUUGUGUGUUGGGGGGAGUUUUGUGAAGUUUUUACAUCUGUUCGUGGUGAUUUUUUGUAUUUUGCAAAGGUUAUGCUAUUUUUUUUGUCAUUUAUAUUGUAUAUUUUUGUGAUGGUUUUGCAUCUUAUUUUGAUAGUUGUGCAUUUCUUUCUAUAGUUUCGGUGUCUAUUUGAGGUCAAUUUUGCAUCUUUUCUAUGUGAUUUAUUGUAGUUUUGGUGAAAUUGUAUUUCUGGGUGGUGAUUUUGCAUCUUUUUGUUGGAUUGUGCGUCUUUUUUUGGUAGUUUUUGUGUGCCUUUAUGGGAGGUUUAGGCCUUUUAAUGGUGAUUUUGCAAGUUUUUGUGGGUUUUUUGUGUCUUUUUGUGGUGAAUUUACAUGUGCUUGUUGCCAUUUUGCAUCUUUUUGUAGGUAAUUUUGCAUCUUUUCCGUGUGAAUUAAUUGUGGUUUUGGUGAAUUUGCACAUUUGGGUGGUGAUUUUGUGUCUUUUUGUAGGAUUGUGUGUCUUUCUUUGGUCAUUUUGUGUGAUUUUUUUGGGAGUUGUAUGUGAUUUUGUGGUGAUUUUGCAUCUAAUUGUGAUAAUUUUGCUUCUCUUUCUAUGAUUUUGCAUCUUUUUGUUGGUAAUUUUGCAUCUUUUCUGUGAUAUUUAGUUUGGUUUUGGUGAGUUUGCAUAUUUGGGUGGUGACUUUGCAUCUUUUUGUAGGAUUGUGUGUCUUUUUUUGGUCAUUUUGUGCGCUCUUCUGGGAGUUGUAUGUCAUUUUCUACCAUUUUGUGCAUGUUUUUGUGAUUUAAAACCUGCGUACUUGCAGUUGUUGGUGUCGAGCAGCACUGAGCUUGCAGAGAUGAAACCUCUGCAGCAGCUGGAUGAACCCCGCCGUCCUUCCUCUUCCUCCUUCCUGAGUCACCAUGUCGCCGUCAUCCCUGGCUCCGCCCACAAGCCCCGCCUCCCUCCUCCUCCCAUUGGCCCGCUCCUCGUGCUCUUCCUGCUUCCUCCUUCCUCCUCCGUCCUGUGGAGUGAAUUAGAGGACGAAGCCGAGGAGGAGGAGGAGGAUCGAGGCGCAUGUUUCCAGGGAGGAGAGGGGGGAGGCCAGGCUGCUCUUCCCCUCUGGUGUCUCCUCGUCUGGGGGAGACGUGAGGAGGACCACCGGCCUGUCUGUCUGUCUGUCCGUCCGUCUGCUGGUCGGCAUGCUGAGGAAACUGGUCUGCAGGCGGAUCUGCUCCUGUAAGCUGCUGCAGGGAUGAAAGCGAUGAAUGAAUGAAGGAAGAGGAGAGAGAAUGUAAACACAGAGUGUGAGAGUUAAGACAAGAACUUUGAGGACGAUGACUCGGUGGACGGCGGUCGCUCCUCGUCCUCAUCCAAAGGCGCCUCGCUGUCCGGGAGGAAGGCGGUGAGCAUGGGUUCAUUCCGACGGCCCGCCUCGGCCUCCAGCACCAAGUCUGCAGGGAGGGAUGGAUCCGGUGCUGGAGCUGUGGAUGAGGAGGACUUCAUCCAGGCAUUUGAGGAAGUUCCCACAGUGCAGAUCUACUCUAACAGGGAGGUGGAGGAAGCCAUGGCGAAGAUUCGAGACGUUCUGUCCGACGACAAGCGGGACUGGGAGCUCCGGGUGGCAGCCCUGAAGAAGGUGCGUUCGCUGCUGCUUGCUGGAGCUGCAGAGUUUGACGGUUUUCUGCAGCAGCUGCGACUCAUGGAGGCGUCGUUCAAGCUGUCUGCCAAGGACCUGAGGUCUCAGGUGGUUAGAGAGGCCUGCAUCACCCUGGGCCACCUGUCCUCGGUGCUCGGCGGACGGUUCGACCACGCAUCCGAGGCCAUCAUGCCGACUCUCCUCAACCUGGUCCCCAACAGUGCCAAAGUCAUGGCCACCUCCGGCGUGGCCGCCAUCCGCCUCAUCCUCCGACACACACACUACCCACGCCUCAUCCCCAUCAUCACCAGCAACUGUACCUCCAAAUCUGUGGCUGUCAGAAGGCGCUGCUUCGAGUUCAUGGACCUGCUGCUGCAUGAGUGGCAGAUGAGCUCUCUGGAGAGACACGGAGCGGUUUUAAUGGAAACCAUAAAGAAGGGGAUCCACGACGCCGACGCCGAGGCUCGAUCCGUGGCCAGGAAGUGUUACUGGGGUUUCCACGCUCACUUCAGCCGGGAGGCGGAGCUUCUGUUCCAGGGCCUGGAGUCGUCCUAUCAGAAGGCUCUGCAGGCUCACCUGAGGAGCGGCGACAGUCUGACGUCACUUCCUGCCUCCGAUCGCUCCUCCUCGUCGUCUCAGGAGAGCCUAAAUCGACCUCUGACGGCUAAAAGCUCCGUGGGAAACAGCAGAUCCAAAGCUCCUCACUCUUCCCGGACGCCGGCGGCCUCGUCUCCCGGUUCGCUACAACGUUCUCGCAGCGACGUGGACGUGAACGCCGCUGCCACCGCCACCGCCAGGACCAGGAUGCCCACCGUACACGCCACCGCCGCCAUGCACGCUUCACCUUUCAGCUCGGCCUCCGCUCUGCCCCCCGGAUCCUACGCCUCACUGGACGGCUCGUGGUCUGUCGGUGCAGACGGUCGGGUCCGAACCCGGAGGACAAGUGCAGGAAACGGUCCGUCGGACAGUUGCGGUCGCAGCCGAGGAAAAGUCGUGUCUCAGUCUCAACCCGGAAGUCGGUCCGGUUCUCCAGGUCGACUGCUGGGCUCCACCUACGGCAGGAUCCCCAGACCGACCAUGGGAACCGCCGCCGCCAGCAGCAGUCUGACCGACAAGAGCCGACCUCGGGGUCACCGGAGCCAUGGCUGCAGCCGAGAGACCAGCCCCACCAGAUCAGGCACUGCCCGGAGUCGAAUCCCCCGACCCAGCAUGAGUCAAGGCUGCAGCCGCGAAACCAGUCGCGAGAGCAGCCGUGACACCAGCCCCGCCAGGGGUUUCUCCCCCCUGGCGACCCGCCGUCACUCCCGUUCAACCAGCGCCCUGUCCUCUGCAGAGUGCUACUCAGACCGACUCUCACAUCAGGCUCGGAUCUCGGCCUCCGUCAACGCCAUGAAGAUUCUGAACACUGGCACCGAGGUCGAGGCCGCUGUUGCCGACGCUUUGCUCUUAGGAGACUCGAGGAGUAAGCGGCGGCCGGUCCGGCGGCGCUUCGAGUCUCCGGGGAUGUACUCGGACGACGACGCCAACAGCGACGCCUCCAGCGCCUGCUCCGAGCGCUCCUACGGCUCCCGCAACGGAGGCAACGCCCCGCCGCAUUUCCUGCGUCAGACGGAGGACGUGGCCGAGGUGCUGAACCGCUGCGCCAGCGCCAACUGGUCCGAGAGGAAGGAGGGUCUGCUGGGUCUGCAGAACCUGCUGCGGAGCCACAGGACGCUCAGCCGUGUAGAGCUGAAGAGGCUCUGUGAGAUCUUCACCAGGAUGUUUGCUGAUCCUCACAGCAAGGUGUUCAGCAUGUUCCUGGAGACGCUGGUGGACUUCAUCCUGCUGCACAGAGACGACCUCCACGACUGGAUGUUCGUCCUCCUCACUCAGCUGCUGAAGAAGAUGGGAGCCGACCUGCUGGGCUCGGUCCAGGCCAAGGUCCAGAAGGCCCUGGAUGUCACCAGGGAGUCGUUCCCGUACGAGCAGCAGUUCAACAUCCUGAUGCGUUUCAUCGUGGACCAGACGCAGACGCCCAACCUGAAGGUGAAGGUGGCCAUCCUGCGCUACAUCGAGGCUCUGGCUCGCCUCAUGGACCCGGCCGACUUCGUUAACUCCAGCGAAACCCGCCUGGCCGUCUCCCGGAUCAUCACCUGGACCACCGAGCCCAAGAGCUCCGACGUCCGAAAGACCCUCCAUAGCUGGGCAGGGGAGGACUGGCCCGGCCGACCCGGCACCGUGGCCUCUCUGCCGGGGGAGGCCCACCUGGAGGACAGGUGCAAGCAGGCGGCCCAGGUGGUUCUGAUCGCUCUCUUCCAGCUCAACACUCCAGAAUUCACGAUGCUGCUCGGAGCUUUGCCUAAAACCUUCCAGGACGGAACCACAAGACUGCUGCACAACCACCUGAGGAACAGCAGCGUGGCCAUGGCAUCUCCCAGUAACUCGGCCGGUCGGACGCCUCCUCGGCAGCCCGGCAGUCGCAGCAGUCCACUGACUUCACCCACCAACUGUUCCCUUUCACCCAGUCGGCUGUGGGCUUGGAGCUCUGACGGCCUGUCCCGGCUGCCUCCUCCACCCUUCCCUUCCCCUCUACCUCCACCCUCUACCCACUGCUCCCUCCAGGCCCUGAGGCCAUCUUCCUCCCUCAGCCUGUUGGAGUACGACAGCGAGAACCUGAACUCAGAGGAGAUCUACAGCUCGCUGCGAGGCGUCACCGAGGCCAUCCAGAACUUCAGCUUCCGCAGCCAAGAAGACCUGAUGGAGCCUCUGAGACGGGACGGCAAGAGGGACGGCAUGCCGGGAAUUGGGGCGUCCUCGGACUCCGACCCUCGCGGUGAUGUGGUGGACGGUGGUCGGACGGCUCUGGACAACAAGACGUCGCUGCUCAACACUCCGUCGCCACGAUCCUUCGCUGGGCCGCGGUUCAGAGAAUACAACCCUUAUAACUACAGCGACAGCAUGGACAAGGCCACCCUGAAGGAGGCGCUGUACGAGGACGCCGUGGAGAGAGAUGGACGCCGGCAAGAAAGCGUGGAAAACAAGAUCCUGAACCCUAAAAGCUUCCCAGCUGGUCCUGCAGAGCAGCUGGAGCUGGUCGGGGGGCUGCUGAAGGAUCUGUCCCAGGGCCAGGCACCGGACCGGGGCCCGGAGGAGCGGCGGGGGACCCUGCUGGAGCUCCUGAAGGUGGCCCGGGAGGACAGCCUGGUGGUCUGGGAAGAACACUUCAAAACCAUGCUGCUGCUACUGCUGGAGACUCUGGGAGACAAAGACCACACAAUCCGAGCCCUGGCCCUGCGAGUCCUGAAGGAGAUCCUGAGGAACCAGCCGGCCCGGUUCAAGAACUACGCUGAGCUCACUAUCAUGAAGACACUAGAGGCCCACAAGGACUCCCACAAGGAGGUGGUCCGGGCAGCCGAGGAGGCGGCGUCCACACUGGCUGGCUCCGCCCACCCGGAGCAGUGCAUCAAGGUGCUGUGUCCCAUCGUGCAGACGGCCGACUACCCCAUCAACUUGGCCGCCAUCAAGAUGCAGACCAGAGCCAUUGAACGCAUCGCCAAGGAGCCGCUGCACCUGCUGCUGCCAGACGUCAUACCUGGACUGCUGCAGGGCUACGACAACACGGAGAGCAGCGUGAGGAAGGCCAGCGUCUUCUGCCUGGUGGCCAUCUACUCUGUGAUCGGAGAGGAGCUGAAGCCUUACUUGGCUCAGCUGACCGGCAGCAAGAUGAAGCUGCUUAACCUGUACAUCAAGAGAGCCCAGACCUCUACCAGCAACAGCAGCAGCUCCUCUGACAUCUCCUCCUACUGACUCCACUAGGGCCUUCUCAUUCCUGCGGCCGUUGCUGGUGGGAGGGUGUUCUGUGUCGGACCGGGCCCCGUGCCUCCACCAUCCCAUCAUGAAGAGCCUCCACCGUUAGAGUCACGAGCCUUAAGACUUCCUAGAAACCAUUUUUAAAACCGCGACUGAAUGUGAGGAACAGAAAAUGUUCUCACAAAGACUCGAGGUGAGUUUGACGAAAAGUUUUAGCGGAGCUUCCUCGAAACUAUCAGGGUUUUUAUCCUUUGAUUCACUUCCCUGAGCAUAUAUACAUACAGAAACGUUAAUAUUUGGUUCAAUGUCCCCUCUGGUUUCCGUCCACAAGCUUCUGGUUGAUCUUGGACUCCUCUCGACACUCGACCUACCGUCAAGCAUGGAGGUGGCAGUAUCAUUAUACAAUCAACUUAACUGACUGAAGUCUGAGUCAGAAAGACGUCAAAUUUAAAUUUGUCGUCUUUCUGACUUGGUUCUUCAGGUUCUUGAUGGGUUUAAGUCAGGACUUUGGGGAGACCAGUCUAGAACCUUCAUUCCAGCCUGAUGGAACCAUUUCUUUACCACGUCUGAUGUGUGUUUGGGCUCAUUGUCUGGUUGAAACAUCCAACCAUGUCCAAGAUCAACCUUCUGAUGAUGGUUUUAUGUUUUCCUGACGAAUGUUUAGGUAGUCCUCCUUCUUCAUUAUUCUGUUCACUUUGUGUGAAGCUCCAGUCCCACAGAGCAUGAUACUGCCACCACCAUGCUUAAUGGUAGGUUUGGUGUUCUAAAAGUCUAAGACUCAUCUGAAACCAGUCCUAAAAAGUGUAAAACCAGGACCAAAAUCAGAUUUACACCAUUUUAGAAGCACUUCUAGAAAGCCCCAGAGCAUGAUACUGCCACCACCAUGCUUGAUGGUAGGUUUGGUGUUUGUUGGAUUAAAAAAAGCCGAAGACCCACCUAGGACAGUCUGAAAUCAGUCCUCAAAAGGUCUAAAACCAAGACCAAAACCAAACCUACACUACUCCUAAAAAAGUCCAAAAACUGCCCAAAAUACAGUCUGAAACCAGUCCUUAACUGGUUGUAAAAACCAGUUGUAAAGCAGUCAACCAACCAUUUUUUAAACUUGGUUCUGAAUCUGAGGAGGUGAAAAUGUUCUCACAAAGACUUGAGGUGAGUUCGAUGAAGACUUUUAGUUUUUCCUCUAAAUUCUCAGUGUUUUUCUCCUUUGAUUCACUUCUCUGAGCGACGUUUUGCUUUGACACAUCAAACCUUAUCGUAAGCUGAAUGUAAAGAUCUCACCUGUUCCUGAAAUACUGCCUGGUGGAUCCGCCCUGGACCGUCCUCCAGGCUUCCAAGGCUGGAUUCAAGAGUUGACGAGUCGAAGGUUCUGCCGUGGGAAGAAUGUGAAGUUCAUGUCAGUCUGCUGCGAUCGAUCAUUUGGCUGGCCAAUGAUUUAAAGCACUACAGAUAGAAAUAUAUAUAUUCAAAGCAAGUUUUAUUAUAUUGGGCCCAAGUAGCAGCAGAAAAUAUCAGUGUUGUUAUUUAAGAAACCAUUUUUCAUGUGUGAAGGAACCAAGAAUUCUGUCUGUGCGACUCUUACCGGAUGGAUUUCCAUUUAAAAACGCCAGCCAACUACAGGUUACUGCAAAAAACUGGAGAUAAAUGAGAUAUUUUACAGCUUAGUCAUCGUCGAAUUCAAGUGACAGCUGGUUAAACUGGAUAAAACUCGUUAUAUAUCUAAAAUUCAUUGGAAAACUGCUGGACGUGGCUUUAUGCUGCAGUUUCGGUCGACGACAACACUACUUUCAUUGGAAUAUCCCAACAAAACUUUAUUUUUUCUCGUUUCUUUGUGCGUAAAAGAUAAAUUUGUGGACUGUAAUUGUAAGAUAACUCAAAAUUGAUCUCAACAAACCAAAAAAGUUUCAAAAAUGACUCAAAACUAGAUUUAACUUUGAGAAUUUGAGAUUUUUUUUGUUUUUACAGGAUCUAAUUCACUUAUUUAGUAAUUUUUUCUGUAUAUAUUUACUAAAAUUGUCUAAAAUGUCUUAAAAUAUGUCCAGAGCAGCAGAAAAGCAUGUCUUUUUAAUGUAAUAUCACAAUAAACCUCAGUUUUUUCUCUAUUCUUGCCACGUAAAAGAUACAUUUGUUGUGGACUGUAAUUGUAAAACAACUCAAAAUUGAUCUGAACAAAUCACAAAAAAAGUUUGAAAAUUUGAGAUUUUUUUUUGUUUUUACAGAAUCUGAUUAACUUACUUGGUGUGUUUUUUAAAAAAUAUAUAUUUAGUAAAAAUUCUUAAAAUACAUCCAAAACCACAGAAAAACACAUUUUUUAAAAUGUGAUAUCCCAAUAAAACAAUUUUUCUUGAUUCUUUUCAUGUUCAAGAUAAAUUUGUGGGCUAUAGUUGCAAAAUAACUCAUAAUUGGUCUGAACAAACCAAAAAAAAUUUUUAAAAAAGGACUUAAAACGUGUCUAAAAUGACUUUAAACGUGUCCAAAACUAUUAAAAACUUUUCCACGAGUCAAAAUGAGAUUUUUUGCUUGAGAAUUCGAGAUUUUUUUGAGUUUUCACAGAAUCUAGUUAACUUUUAUUUUUUUAUUUUAUAUAUAUAUAUAUAUAUAUAUAUAUAUAUAUAUAUAAAUAUAUAAAAUAAAAUAAAAAUUAUUUAUUUAUUUAAAUAAUGUCUCAAAAUAUGUCCAAAACUGCAAAAAUGCGUAUUUUUAAUAUAACAUCCCAAUAAAACUUGUUUUUUAUCUGUUCUCAGUUUCAUGCUAAGUUUUAUUAGCGGACCUGCUAAUGUUAAUGUAUAAAUGUAUGUUUCUUUUUCCACUUUCUCAAUCCAAAGGUAGAAAUCUGUCUAGAAAAAAAGCCCCAUUCCGACGGUUGCAUGGAUUUAAAGGACUAAAAAGAUGCUUUUAAAUGGAAAACCAGCCGAUAAACGUCGCAUCUGGUGUAUUUCUGCUGUAAAUAUUUCAAACCACUGAAAGGUGAAUCUGCUGCCGAGUGGAGACUACUGUUGGUUUCAUUCCUAAAUCCUGUCAAAUAUCUGAUGAUGAUCUUAAACGUUUUAAAUCAGCUGCUUUUGUUGGGAACAAACUGAACCGAAUGUGAGUCCCUCCGAGACUUCCACCGGAAAAAUGUGAAAUAUUCCCAACGUAUCCGAAGGUUCGGAUGAUCAGAACGUCAGCAAUAAACUGUGAGGAGUUUCCUCCUCACUUCCACAACCGACGUUCUGCUGCUUGAAACUUCAUCGUCCUCAAACCAACGAGGAGCCGGAGCUGGAACCAUUCGUCGGUUUGUUGUGACGCUAAAAAUGAAGCUACAGUUUGGUCAGUGUGGACAAAAACAACUCCAAAAUAGUGCAAAAUUUCCUAAAAUUUGUGUAAAAUAUUUUCAAAAUUGCACAAAAGUCUUCGAACCUUGUCGAAAAUUACUGAAAAUCAACCAGAAGUUGAGCAAAAGGCCUUGCAGUUCGCUCAGAAUUACUCGAAAUUUGUCUAGAAGCACUUUGUAACCUUGUCAAAAACAGAUAUUAGACUGAAAAUCUUCCGAAAAUGGUGGAAAGUUGCCCAAAACUGUCCCAGAAUGACCAGAAAUGUCUGUCCAAAUAGACUUGAAAUUUGUCCAGAAAUACUCAGAAUUUGUCCUAAACAACCAAAAACGUCUUAAAUAAGUCAGAGUCUGUCCUAGAAGACUUAAAAGUUGCACAACAUGCCUUGAAAUUUGUCUGAAACAAUUCAAGCCUCAUGAAAAUCUGUUACAGAGACACAGAAGGAAAAAAAUGAGACACAAAGUAACAUGAAGGUACAAAAUAUGACACAAACAAAACAACACAAACAAGACCUAAAAUGAUAAAUUAGAGAAAUGAGACAAAAAAACACAACAAAUAUUGAAAAUGACAAAAAAAAACAACUGGACAAAUAAAGACAAACGAGACAUAGAAUGACAAAAGGUAGAUAAAUUAGUGCAAAAACAACAGAAAGGAGACAAAAAAUGAAGAAAACAAGACAUAAAGUGACGCAACUUUGACAAAUUAAGAAAAAAAAUGACAGAAAUGAGACACAAAAUACCAGAAAUAAAAAUCUAAAUUACAGAAACUGGACAAAUUAGGACAUAAAACGACACAAAGGAGACACAAAAUUAUAAAAAUUAGACAAAGUGAGACAUAAAAUGAGAAAAAUUAAGACACAACACGAUAAAAAAUGAGACAAAUUAAGACACAAAAUGACAAAAAUGACACAAAUUAAGACACAAAAUGAUAGAAAUGAGACAAAACAGAAAAUGAUAAAAAUUAGACAAAUUCUAACAUAAAAUGACACAAAGCCGACCCAAAAUGGUAAAAAUGAGACAAGUUUAGACAUGACAAAUUCAGAGCCUAACUGGGUUUCAGUCGGUUGUUUCAGCAGGAAAUGGAGUCUGAAGUUAAAUAAAUUAAGUUGUGAUCUCCUGUAGCUUCUGAUUUUAACGUCUCAGCAGAAAGUUUGUCGGCCUUAUUUCACUCUGCGACUGUUAAACCAUGAGUUUAAACUUUAGUUCCUCCAACAAACCAACAACGAGCUUCUACUUCCUCAUUUGGUGCCUUCGGCUGCAAACUAACUGGAGCCUGUAAAUACGCUGAGUUCUGCCCGCAUGCUUUUAUUUUGGUAGCUCUACUUCCUGUGUAUAUAUUAAACAUUUGGUUCUCACCUGUGAUAGAAUUUACAUGAAAUAAACGUUCACACUUCA